GAUGACUAAAAAGCGGUAAUCUGACUGGUUGCUAUGGACAAGUGAUGACUAAUAAACUGUAAUCUGGUUGCUAUGGGCAACUGAGAAAUAAAAUAUGAAAUCUGACUGGUUGAUACAGGUAACUGCUAACAGGAAGAUGGAAUCUGAUUGGUUGCUAUGAGCAACUGAAAGCUGGAAUCUGGUCGCUAUGGACAACUGUCAGUGACUAUUCACACCCAGGGGAAGAGGAAGAGGAGGAGACGCUGCAAAACCUGAAGAACAAGCAAAGAACGGAGACUCCAACAUGUGGAGGCAAAUCCUGGAGAACGGCAGGUCGGCGUUCAAUGAUCACUGGCCGUACAGCGCGCUGGUUCCUGUGGGGGGCGCCGCACUCUGCUGGAUGUUAUGUGGACGCAGAAAGAAAACCAUAGAGAUGGGGGAUGGGUGGUGGGGACCGGGGGAGAAGCCCCAGAAGAACGAGGACACCGGGGUGAGACCUUUCCGUGUGGAGGCGUCAGAGGAGGAUAUUAAGGAUCUGCAUGCCCGCCUGGAUCACACCCGCUAUGUCUUCCCUCUGGAGGACGCUCAGUUCCAUUAUGGAUUACCAGGUACAGAGCUCCAGAAGAUCGUCUCCUACUGGAGAAACACGUAUGACUGGGCCCAACAGGUGGAGACCAUCAACAGAUACCCGCACUACAAGACCCGCAUCGAGGGUCUGGACGUCCACUUUGUCCAUGUGAAGCCCCCGCACCUUAAGCCUGGACAGAAGGCCGUCCCCCUCCUCCUGGUCCAUGGCUGGCCCGGAUCCUUCUAUGAAUUCUACCGCAUUAUCCCUCUCCUGACCGAACCGGGGAAUCACGGACUGGACCCCAGCAUCACCUUCGAGGUCAUCUGUCCCUCCAUACCUGGAUACGGCUUCUCUGAGGCCCCACACAAGAAGGGUUUUAACGCCAAUGCGGUCGCCCGUAUCUUCUACAAGCUGAUGCUCAGACUGGGAUUUAGCGAGUUUUACCUGCAGGGAGGAGACUGGGGGAGUCUGAUCACCACAACCUUGUCACAGAUGAAGCCGGAGUCGGUAAAGGGUCUCCACCUCAACAUGGUUUUUAUAAAUAGUGCAGGGCUCCGGAUGCUGCUGUCUGUACUUCUUGGCCGUCACCUGCCUUGGCUGGUCGGUUUCACAAGAGAAGACGUCAAACGUUUCUUCCCGUACUUAGAGAAGUCGGUGUACGCUUUGGUGCGGGAGUCGGGAUACCUCCAUAUUCAGGCUACGAAACCAGAUACUGUUGGCUCCGCUCUCAAUGACUCCCCUGCUGGUCUCGCUGCCUACAUUCUGGAGAAGUUCUCUACAUGGACAAAUCCAGACUACAGACAACUGGAGGAUGGAGGCCUGCAGAGGAAAUUCACCAUGGACGAUCUACUCAAUAACGUGAUGAUCUACUGGGUCACGGGAUCCAUUACAUCUUCUAUGAGGUUCUACAAGGAGAAUCUGUCCCGAGAAUUCCAGAGUUCUGCAGCAGUAACGACCCCCGUCUAUGUCCCCACCGGUAUCGCUGCGUUCCCCUCAGAGUUGUCUCACUGCCCUCAGGUUUUGGCUAAAGAUAAAUACAAGAACAUCGUCUCUUACACCUAUAUGCCGCGGGGAGGACAUUUUGCCGCAUUUGAGGAGCCAGAAAUUCUCGCGCGCGAUAUCCAGAACUUUGUGUCUAAAGUGGAAAAAAAAUAAAGGCCCCUCCUCCCAUCCUCUGUGUCCUUAAUAAAGUUACAUUUUGUAAUUUGA
Messenger RNA from Hyla sarda, 1756 nucleotides. Its product is annotated as epoxide hydrolase 1-like. Gene Ontology annotation, molecular function: epoxide hydrolase activity. The transcript is spliced from 10 exons. Gene Ontology annotation, biological process: epoxide metabolic process; arachidonate metabolic process. Lineage: Eukaryota; Metazoa; Chordata; Amphibia; Anura; Hylidae. Bases 284 to 1702 code for a protein of 472 amino acids. The record is from RefSeq and is a predicted model, not a curated record.